Drosophila rhopaloa is the source of this 3139-nucleotide messenger RNA. It is a transcript of the gene ENGase, whose product is annotated as cytosolic endo-beta-N-acetylglucosaminidase. Bases 1249 to 3030 code for a protein of 593 amino acids. Gene Ontology annotation, biological process: protein deglycosylation. The transcript has 4 exons. Lineage: Eukaryota; Metazoa; Arthropoda; Insecta; Diptera; Drosophilidae. Gene Ontology annotation, molecular function: mannosyl-glycoprotein endo-beta-N-acetylglucosaminidase activity. Gene Ontology annotation, cellular component: cytoplasm. The record is from RefSeq and is a predicted model, not a curated record.
CAGGUGAAAUGCAAAGGGAACAGUGCCAGGAUAAAAGCACCUGUAGAUGCUGGAAAACUUUAAAGGAAACUCCCUGCUCGGUAAUGAAAAUAAAGCGUUUGGCCAUUAUUUCACCGCGAAUUAAGUGCAGUGGGUUGACGUUGCCGGCGGCGGUGGCGGUGGCUAAUUGAAAAGCGCCAACUGCAGCCACCGUGGGUUAACUUAACCCCUUUCAUCCCCCGAUGCGAACACAUUCACUCUGAUUACCUGGCAGCUCACGGGUAUUUAUGGACCGCCUUUCUUUUGUGGUUAGUUGCUGCACAAGCUCAUUAAGAUUGCUAAUUUCCCCUCGGGAUAAUCGAAAAACCUGAGAUAUUACUGCAUACCGUCUAGUUUUAAUAUUUGUUUGGGUUUUUUAUUAGGAAUAUAUUCGGUAAUUAGAAAUCUAGCUGUGUCUGUUAAUUAUAGUUUAACACUUAAUUACAAAAUUAAUACUUAAAGUUCUUUUUUUAAUUAGUAAAAAAUGUCAAUAGGUAUUUCCUAUGUUUAAAAAUAUCAAAAGUUCCUGUCAAUCUGAAACACACGAUUUAAAUUUGGUUACUAAAUUCUGGUAAUAGUAUUCAGUAGUACAAACAAAUGUUUGUUUAAUCAGGCAUUCAUUGAAAAAUCAUAUAUCUAGAGCCUGCUAUUGCAUUUUUGAAUUUGCAUAAUAGCUGCAUGUAAUCGCACUUGAAUUUAUCAAGCGGAAAUAAUGCCCAGCUCGAGAGCUUGACCAUAACACAUUAAGUGGGUUAAGUGCUGAGUGCGAAAAUUGAAAAACUUUAAGUGUUUGUCCGGAAAAUUGAUUAAAAAAAAGGAGGGGGACUCAAAACUCAUUAACGCAAUGCGUUCCACUAGCAAAACCAUAUUCAAUGAUUACUUAAUAAAUGCUUUGGUAUGAGAAAGAGAGAUAAGUUCAUAAAAAAAGGUUAAUCAAAUCUAGUGGCUUUACACCAAUUUAAGCUAAUAUUUUAGCAGGUAAUAUCAACAUUUUUUUUUUAAUGUCUAUAAGUAUGUAAAUUUACCCGAGUUAGUGAUAUAUUUUUCUUUGCUGUGUGACUCGGCUUUAAUAACACCCACACCCAUCCAAUGCCAUUUGAUUGCGGUCGCUGCGCAAAUUAUCGCGAUAAAAGUGCAGUGAAGAGCUGCACAGUCCUCAUUCUCAUUCACAUUCUCCAUUGCCAACCAAACCCUUGAGCGGUUCGCAUCCGCGGGAAGAUCUUAAAAAUAAUGUCUCAGCGGCGUCGGAAAUAUAUCUCCCCCUCCCUGGCAGCCCAACUGGAGGCGGAGGCCAUCAAGGACAACCGCCAGCUGCUGGAGUUCCGGGUGCGGAGCAGGGACAUCGACUGGCGGCAGUAUGUCCAGCCGCUGGACACCGCAGUCCGGUCCGGAGCGGUCUACUUGGACCGGCAGGUGGACUUCGUGGGCAGCCAGCGGCGACCGGUGACCGAGGCAAAUCGCAGGGAGCUGCUCGUCUGCCACGACAUGAUGGGCAAUUACUUGGAGGAUCGGCACUUUCACAGCUCGCAAAAGUACGACGACUAUCGAUUCGUGCACUGGUCGGCCGUGGAUUACUUCUGCUACUUCAGCCACGAGUACGUGACCAUUCCGCCCAGCGGCUGGCUGAAUGCCGCCCAUCGUCACGGAGUUCCCGUGGUGGGCACGUUCAUCGUGGAGGCGGCAGGACUCCUGGAGGAGGUCCUGGCCAGCGAGGAGAGUGUGAACAGGACGGUGGAAGCCCUAACCCGUCUGUGCGAGCACUUUGGCUUCGAGGGAUGGCUGGUCAACGUGGAGGUGACUGUGGCCCAGCGCAAUAUGCCCAAUCUUUAUCGCUUUGUCCAGGAACUGACGACCGCCACGGAAUCACGUGUGUCCCAUGGACGUGUCUUUUGGUACGACAGCGUUACGGAGAGCGGCCAACUCCUGUGGCAGAACGAGCUCAACUCGCGCAAUGCGGAGUUCUUCCGGCGCAGCCAUGGCACCCUGAUAAACUAUUCCUGGAGCGAGGGCCACUUGGAGCGGAGUGCCGAGCAGGUCAGGAAGGAGCAGACGGCCCGGCAUCGCGUUUUCAUCGGAUUGGAUGUCUUCGGCAGGAAUUGCAAGGGCGGAUUCCAGAGUCAGCAGAGCAUGGAGAGCAUUGCGGACAAGGGCUUCUCCGCGGGCAUCUUUGCACCUGGCUGGUCCUUUGAGACGCUCAAUCGCUUUGGCUACAAUAUCAAGAACCCGCACGGCGAGGAGCAGGUGAACUCGGCCUUCUUGGCCAGAAACGAGUCGUGGUGGGCUCGCAUUUGGCCCACUCUGGCCACGCAUCCCUACAGUUCGCUGCCCUUCUUCACGGACUUUUGCGUGGGUUCCGGUCGUGCGAGCUACGAGCGGGGACUAAGGACCCCAGGCGAGGAUCACCCCUUCUUCAAUCUGUCGCGGCAGUCGCUGCAGCCGUCGGUGCCGCUGGACAGGAAUGCAGUGCAUCAUUUCGACGAGGCCUUCGCCGGCGGCUGUUCCCUUCUGGUUACCAACUACGAGCGGGCCUUCCGGCUCUUUGUCACUGACUUCGAGCUGACCCGCGGGGUGUUACUCCUGGGCUAUGCCUUUAAAAUCAACGGCGAUGUGUCCGCAGCCACCGACUUUGAUUUGCUUCUGCGUGUGACGCCGCUGCGCAGGAAUGAUGCGGAGCUGUACUUGUUUUGCGGGGAGUAUCGUGGCGCAAUUGUGGCCCCACAACGCUGCUACCUCUCGCCCCUCGACGACGUCCUGCCCCGCGGCCAUGCCAAGCUGCCGCAGGACACCAGAUCCCUGGGCCCGGGCUGGCAGGUGCGUUACUAUGUGGCCAAGUUCGACGGACCCGUCAGAGUCCAGGAUAUUGGGCUGAAGUGCCAGCGGCCGGCGGAGUCGAAGGCGGAGGCUCAGUUGGGCGCCGUCUAUGUGGAGAGUCUGUAUAUGGAGGAUUUGACGGACUCGCGGACGGACAUUCCAGUCUACGGCCAGAAAAUGUGGAAUGAGCAGCCGGUUUAAACCACUAGUUGGUAAUACAUAAAGUGUAUAAACUGCAUUUAAUAUUAAUUUCUUAAUAUCUCACAGUGUUCAAAAUAAAAUAAUAAUAAAUGACAACCAAUGACGCCUA